Seminavis robusta is the source of this 1989-nucleotide messenger RNA. The record is from the annotation of a GenBank genome assembly. NCBI's taxonomy places the organism in Eukaryota, Bacillariophyta, Bacillariophyceae, Naviculales, Naviculaceae.
UAAACCCUAAAUCCCUCCAACACAUGCGCGUAUACAACAGAGCUCAUGCCGAUCUCUCAUGUCUCACGUGGGAGUUGCUUACCGGUAGGGUGGGGGUUGGGUAAAAGAUACACUGUUGUUGAUGUCAAGUCGAUCCACGCCACGCACUUCCUUGGUUCCUCUUGUUUGUGGCUCUUGCUUGGGCGGGCGGAGCCACCGUCUUGGCUGUUUGUGUUGGGCACUUCUAGCGGCUAGCUAGUGUGUUGAUGUGUUGAUCGAUCGGAUCCAGGAGACACCUAUCGUACUUCAGAGACAACACUGUCUAGCUAUAGUUCAGAAGGGUAGGGUAUCCACAGCAACAAUUAUAGUCAAUUUUCAAAAGAUGAACAGAAGAAAUCUCCAAAAGCCAAGAGCAAGAGUUGCUUCCAUGCGGACGACGAUUCUGUGCUGGAUUCUUUGUGUCUCUGUCGUCUCAGCAGAUCAACAUCGAUAUCGUUCCCCUCAUCCUUUGUUAGUACAAGUAAGAGGAGGAGACAGCAACAACAAUAAUGAACCAUACGAGUUGAAUCCCAAUUGGCAGAAUUAUCCUUCCGUCACCACCACUGCUCGAUAUUCGCCACAAGAAGACAGCGGAGGAUACUACUACCCUAGCAGUGGCAGCAGUAGCCAACAACCGACGCCCACGCUGCUGCAAGAUAUUGAUGACACAUACCAUCCAUCCACUGCUUCUUCUGCUUCUUCUUUUAGUUCCUCCCAAGCACUCCUCCAACUCCCCCAACUCAACAACUUGUUCAAGUAUGACGGCAGCAGUUUUCAAGCCAUUGUGGAGAAACUGAAACGACAAUUGCGCACUCUUCAAAAAGCGCAUCCCGACUUGUUUGCCGUUUCCACGGCUUCCAUCGUCGUGUUUGUAAUGUGGCAACUCCCACCGUUUCACGACCUCCUACAGACACAUUUUGUCUGUCGGAAACGACUCCUACAGGCAGGACGGCUUCACGUCUUGUGGUUGUCGGGCAUUUCCCACGUGUCGCUCCUCGGAUUGAUGUUCAAUGUCUACUCGCUCUGGUCUCUGGGGCCAGCCGUCAAGGAAAUACUACAACCAUCCAAACGAUUUUUGUUAUGGCCAUUUCUGCUGGGAGCCGCGGGGACGGCGUCGCUCAUUCACGCCGUUGCGAGCAGUCGCGAUGGAAGUCUGGGGCUGGCACCCGUCAAUGCGGCCUUGUUGGCCGUCCUCGCACGACGGUAUCCCCACCGGGAGAUUCGGAUGCGGUUGUUUGGUAUUGUGCCCAUUCAAUUGUCGGGGCAUUUGCUGCUCCGAAUUUUGCUCAUUUGGAGUGCCUUGGGAUCUCUCGUGUCGUCGUCCGGCAAUACGGCGCAUGUGGCACAUAUGGCGGGAUUGUUGUUUGGCAUGGCCUAUUUCGAACUCUGGCAACGACGACGACAACAACAACAACAACAGCGACGUCCCUUUUUCUAGUCUCUUCAGGACAGUGCCGAUCUUUAUAGAUUUGUACAUAAGCCAUGACAAUAAGCGAAUGAGUCGAGUCUACACAAAGAGGGCAAAAAUCUGCGACGGAAUCGGUGCAUGCUUACUUACGCCCAUGCUAGCAAAUCCCACCUUUCUCCUUUUAAAAUUCUUUGCCUGUGUGUCUCUUGAUGGAUUCGAUUCAACGAACCUCUUGAAGAUGGAUGCGAACGCGGGGCAAAAGCAAGGAUGCAGUUUUCUGGUCUUCCACGCACUGUCGUCACCAUUUCUUGUUUGCCACUGUCGAUCCUUACUGCUGUCUUGGUCAUAAUGUAUAGUGUGCCUUGGUUGGCAUGGGAUGGCACUGGAUUUCUCCAGCCCCUUCAGAGCAAUGCACUACCAAUGUUUCAUGGUUGGUGAAUAUUUAGUUAGUUAGUUAGUUAACUGGCAAUCAAAUCAUAGUAAUUAUGUCAUGCCUUUUGGGCAAUUCUCACAAGUACAGCCGCAUAGAUUAGUGUCGUAGCAGACUGAAAGGUUGGUCGUUG